This is a messenger RNA of Anopheles gambiae (African malaria mosquito), 6615 nucleotides long. RefSeq names its product mucin-2-like. The coding region runs from base 3803 to 4885 and encodes 360 amino acids. Lineage: Eukaryota; Metazoa; Arthropoda; Insecta; Diptera; Culicidae. The transcript has 10 exons. The record is from RefSeq and is a predicted model, not a curated record.
CCCCCCCCCCCCAUGUGCUGGAAUGUGCGAUCGCAUCUUGGCUUUCCGUUUUAGCCGUGUUUUUUGUUUUUGCUCAAUGGUUACACCCGCCGGGCAUGGCGCAAUUGAUAAAAUCUCUCGUCAAUGAAAAGUGCGACCGUCCAUGCUUGUGUAAGUGAGCGUGUGAGUGGAUUAAAUGUUCGUGAUCGUCGUGGUAAGACAGCACAAAACGCAACACUCACUCACUGUCUCCUGUGGUAGGGGUGCGUGGUGUACAAGGACACUGCUGCUGAAGAAAACAACGCGAAAUAACCGCUACACGCUAUGCCUCCGGUUUCGUUCUGAAAUAUUUCAUUGCGCAAUUCUUGAUGGAGCACGCGGUCACGGUUCCGAUGCCGCCGCGCGCCGGGGACUUGAAAUCCGAACCAUAAUCGCUACGCACAUUCCAACCACACACGUACAGCCGCUGUCGAUGCAAUGAUGAUGAUGCUAAUUCGAAAAACAAAAGCAAACAAAAAAACGGUGACCCACCACGACUGACGGACUUGACGGUGUUUCGAUCGGAUCUGGCGGGCUGUAAAGUUUGAGGUUUGGUUUGUGCAGUGCUAACAGAGCAAACGAGCCCUUCUCGCCGAGCGGCUUACAAAAUGCGCAAAGCGAAAGAUUUCAACGCGCGCGGGCAGACGACGAACGCACCCGCAAAUCAAAAUUCCAGCUUUUGCAACCAUUUGGUGUCCGGUGCGGUGGUUUUGAAGGCACAAUACACGUCGUACUUGAUAGCUAGCAUAUUGAAUAAAGUUUCCACACACGUGUCCAGGGAGCAGGGUCACAUAUCCGUUUGCUUCGUACGCGCCAUGCGCAAAAAUGAAACUUUUUGCGACUCCAUAUACCAAACAAACAACGACACGACCGCCAUCCGGCAAACGGUCUUCAACUUUCCAUCGAGCAACACACACAAAAAAAAACAGAAAAAAGCAAAGUCACUUCGGUAGCGAAUUCGUAAGCAUCGCAGUUUAUAGUUUGAUUUACAUUCCGCCGUUUUUCGCGCACCAAACGCCAAUCGGUUUCAGGGAAGGUCCGAAGCUGGCCCGCCGAAGAAAGUGAAACCGUUGAACUUUGUACCCCCCGUUCGGCGGCCGCUGUUUUAGUCGCGGGCGGUGUUUUGUGGUGAUUGAUCUGAAACGCUCAUUCCACACACGCACAAACACACAUACACAGCCUUUUUUUGGCAGAUUGGUAGGAUGUGAGCUGAGGCGAGAUGCAAUGAAAAGGCAGAUAAAUUUCCGAAAUUUAACCAACGUUUAAUUACGCGAGUCGGCGGCGGCCACUCUCGCCCUGGCACGUGAAGGAAGAGAAAGUGCAUCGGGAGGGGGGAGGGGCAGUAAGAUAGCAAAUAGAAAUAAUUUCCCGCGUGAAAUCGAUACGAUAAUAUUUUAGCAAGCCGCCGCCAACGGUGAGAGCCAACGGAAAAAAGGUGGAAGAGGAUUUUAGUUAAAUUUGUAGAAAUUUUGUUUCCAUGCUAAUGGAUGGAUUUGUUCGCAUUUACCCUAUCGUACGCAUGCGUGUAAUUGAAUGAAAGUUUUUGCUCCCAAUUCUGCUUGGCACAAAGUUAUCUUUACCGCAUUUUGUUUUAUUUUUUUGUUGUUGUUGUGUUGUGUGUUGUCUGUGUGUUCCCCUUUUUGUGUAAUACAUUCCCGCAGCUCUCCCGCAAACUAUUGAAAUAAAUCUUCAUUACCAGCUUUCUGCCGUUUUCACUCCUUUUUUUGUGUUUGCUUUUUUGUCCAAUACCGGCCCGAAAGAAGGUUAUGUAUGAACUCCGCCACCCCUGCCAAGUGAACCCAUCCCAACUGUCAACCCGAUCGCGCCACUUAACCCCGAUCAAAUUCGAUCGUGCAGCAGUAAAAACGGUCCAGUAAGCAAACACUUUUACAGCGGAAAGGCAAUGUCCGUUCACUUUUUGUACACACAUAUGAACGCACGAUGAAACAAUAAACCCCCUCGCCGUGGUGGAGUUAAAUCGCGGCUCACGAUUUCCGAUUCCCGAAUGGUUUUGUUGUUUUUUGGGGGGGAGGGCGUCUUUCCACCACGACGUUAGCAUAGGAGAGGGUUCAAUGCGAUCGUGCACGAUUGAUCACGUGUUUGUCGAUCACAGUCGAGUGCCACACGAGCGUGUGGUUGUUAUACAAGCACCGGGUGGGUAAUAAUUAUUUGUGUACAGUGGGUACACGCCCUCCCGCCUAAUGUGACGAGUUGAGCGAGAGAAUCUUGCAUUUCGUGCAAAUGUUUGAAAUUUUCGUGCCUCGAGACAGCACAUGCGGCGAGGUUUUAUCAAGAACAAAGCCAAGCGGGACCACGGGCACGGAUUGGAACAUGUUCUGUUCUGGUUUUCCCGUGUUGCCGUUUUCUAAGCUCCAUCAUCUUUCCCGGCCAAAACCAAUCUGUCGGCAUCGCACAAAACGAUCGCACUGUAGCUGACCUCAAUCCAACGUGGAAAGCGUUGGAUAAGGCCACAUCUUCGGGGGCGUGCAAUCGCCGUUAAUGCAGCCCUCGCCCCCGGUGCAGUGGUCCCGCAAAACCACCAACGCAAAAAGGGGGAGAGAAGGUUGAGAGGUUAGCAGUUCACCCAAAACAAGAGCAUGAACGGUUUCUCAAUCCAUCAACUCGCCGCACUCGCGCGACCAUAAUUACAAAGCGCUAAUGGUGUGAGGAGCGGCAAGCGCCACAAGCGCUCGGUUGCAGCUGGGAAACAGCUUGUGCAGCUGCUGCCACUGGUGGCGGGAAAAUGCAAAAAACAUGAACACGAAAUAAAACGCUACGAAAUGCUGCUGGGUGCUGCAUUCAAUUCAUCAAGGAAGGUUUUUCCUGCCCCCGUCCCUAGGUAAGGGCCAUACUAAUAAGGCGGGGUGAGAUGUGAAAUAGUUUUCGUUUCUUUAUCAUCAUCCGCCCCAUUCCGGGUGCCGGGUGGAUGACAGAUAUCAUCAGCGAAGGGGGAGCAAAAGAUAGAGCGGGUCGUGGUAAUUUGUAAUGCGAUCAUUUCGAGAUAAAUUCGAGAUGAAAACGACGCACUCCAAGUGUAGCGCAGCAGCAGCAGCUAUUGUGAUGGUUGUGUCUUCACUGCGUACGCUCAUCGUCAAGGUUUUGACCAAAAAAGAUCUGUCCGUAUCGCCCCGUGCUUGUAAGUGUAGUUACCCUGCUCGGGGGUUUUUUGGAGCUGGCUUGGCCAAUGGAUUUGUUCGUAACAAUACUGCUCCACUACUCCACUAGCGCCAUGGGAAAUGGUGCAAUCCCGCUUUAAUUCGAUCAAGAUAUGCUAAUCUUUUGCCACACGGCGCAAUAAGUAAGGCGUCCUCCUGGAAGCGCACCCAUUAGCCAGCGGUGGCCCAAAGAGCCGCUUGUGCCAGAUAUUAGGGUUUCGGUGGUUGAGCUUUUAUUUUGUCAUUUUGAGGGUAAUAAGCCCUUUUGGCUAAUAGAUUCUGGCCAACCAUUGGAUUGGUUGUGGAGGAUGAGCUUCAAUGGCAAUGAUGUUUUGUCGCACUGCAUGCGAAUGCCGAACCGCUUGCGCUUGGAAACUGUUAUUUCCCACCAGCUCAAUGUCAAAUGUACCAGUUCGGAUUAAUACCAAAAUGACACGCUAACAGCCAAAACACUCGUUAAUAGCUCGUUAGCGGUGGCGCAAAACAAGCUACAAGGUAUUCGGUUCACAUUAAGCUGGUUCGAUUACAGUAUUGUAAGUAAUUUAAUGUAAGCUUUCUACCCGCACCGUUUCCAGUGCCGUUUGAGCAAUGCAGUAGCGCAGAACAACAACUACUACUACUGGGAAGCGAUGGAGCCCAAAUGGUUACUGUUGGCAGUGUUUUGCCUAUUCUGCCAGAAUUUGUCGUUAGGGUCGCUUACUACGGAAGAUGAUGUCGCAUCUAACGCGAACGAUACGAAGCAAUGGAGAAUAUUGCAGGCACCCAGAGUAACAACGCCUAGCAGUGGGAGGAUGACCACUACCACCAGAAGGAUGCCUACUACGACGGUCGCUAGAGGCAAAACAACAGCGCGCUCCGCACAGCCUUCCAGCGCUGCCGGUAGAACAUCGACCACUACGAAACGAUCCGGUCAGCUUCUUGCAGGUCCUAAAGCACCAACUACCACAUCACGAACUACUAAAACGGCUCUGAGAGUUUCCAGCGGACCGAACGGCAAAGUUUCCACUACUACAGCCAAAUCCAUGCAGGGCAGGACAACUACGAAACCACGUGGAAUACCGCAGAAAAUCCAGCAAGGUCCUACGACGCGGCGUCCCGGUCCAACAACCACAACGCAACGACCGCAGGUGCGAACGACCACUCCUCCAGUUUUGCUACGCAUGCCUCCCCGACCGACGACGACAUCAGUUUCGCCUUUGUCGCUCUUUGGGUAUCAAAUGUACUCGUUACCGUUCAGCUUUUUCAACGCCCAACCCCCAACGACCGUAGCCAACAGCAACACAACCGACACGUCCAACAUGACAACCACUGAGAAUCCUGCCGUAAGCUCCAGCACAACCGAAGCGACCAGCACGAUGAGCACCACGUCGUCCAGCAGCACGGUAGCACCGGGAGCGAACGCAACCACCACCACCGCCGCCGCCGCGGUGGAGUACGAAGAGGAGCCCCAAGAACAGCCAAACCCGCCCGAAUAUGACUACCCGGAGGAGCAGCACAAUGCAACUACACCGGUGGUAACGACGGUGACACCCGUCACGGAGUCACACAACAGUGUGUCCUCGACUGCCGGUCCACAAAUGGUUCGGAAGCGCCGUAAAAAGGUCACCACGACCACACCCGGCCCUAGCCCGGGAAUGAUACGGAUUCGGGUGCGCAGAAAGCGCACCACCGUCGCGCCAGCAGUCGACGCGAUUACGGAGAGCUCGAGCUGAGCCGAUGCGUCCGGGAAAUGUGGAAAAGGGGAAGCACACAUGUAUGUAACCGAAACUGCACAACGAUAAUAAAUUUAACCAUGCAAACGGAGUCAGCGGUCUCAGUGGUCGAGUGUGAUCAGUCUUGCAAUGCAUUGGCGAGGAGGAAAUGUGUUUGAAACUAGCAAUAAUCAUUACGUACGGAUGUCUACUCUUUUUGGAACGCAACUUUUGCUCCUAGAUGGCGCUGUCCUCAGGCGCUGCUUACUGUGCUACUCAAACUGUUCACUUGUAGCGAUUGAUGUGAUUUGACAGUUAAAUAACAUGACAUAAACGCUUUGACAUGGUGCCGUUGGUUGGGAGCGAAACUCUUUCCGGGCGUUUCAAUCUAGCAUGAAAAUUGUGGCUUUGCUUAUGUCAUUCGAGUAGUGUGUUAGCGUUGCUACUGGUUUUGUCGCUACCACUAUUUGUCCCCGUAACCCGUUUCCAAUCGUGCCCAAAAACCACCCGAUUACGUUACCCGGUCGCCUGUGCCUCAAAAGGAUUUCCCCGUGAAGGAGACAAGAAUGGGGCCAUUGAUUAGCGUUCAUUAGCAAACGAAACCCCGGCCACGGCCCGUGCCCAAGCGCCAAGAACUGCACCUCGUCCUCGAUACCUCAAUACCUUGAGCCUCGGCUGCGAUCGAAUCGAGAGGGACGAGAUCGAUAAAAGACGUUACGCAACACAGCCGUGCUGUGCGGUCGCACGUAUCGAAGCCCAGAAGCCCAUCGGGCUAUCGACGAGACGAGCAUCGGCCUCGGCAUCCCGUGUCUUGCACCCCAUCGACCCCAUCGCGACCGUUCGAUGCGCAAACGAUUGCGCAACAGUUGUCACCAUCCGAAUAGCCGCCACCGCCGCCGAUCGGUGGCAAAUGACAGACAUUUUUCUUAACAAAACUGUUAACGCGCACACUAUCGUGAUGUAAUCUGCCCGACCGAUGACCGACUUGGGCAUCUUCUCCCGGAGCGGGUUUAUCGGUUAAGGGCCCGAUUAUUGCAUGUUUUUUUUUUUGCUUCUAAAUGGUGCCGUUGUCACCAGCGCGACGAAAUCGGUCACAUUCCUCGAUGGCCCGGGGUAAGUGGGCAAACCCAUCUACACCUAGAUUUGCGAAACUGCCAACAAGCCCGGCGCAGUGAAAGUCACCAUAAGGAUCUGGCCUGCUGGCGUUGGGCAACUACUAAUGGACUGUUUUUACGAGCCGAAGGCUUACAUGGCAGCAUCCACACACACACACCCAGACCGUACUGUGGUGAGCGGUAAUUAGACAAAACUUGGUCCAAAACGGUAAUUGCUCGACGUAAGCGAGCAGCGAGUGCAGAUCACCGACUCGAGCGAGUCAAACCACGACGCUUGGUGCUGGUGUACAGCAUCACUCAAACGGCUCAAACCACUCAAACAGGUGGCUCAAACGCCUCGCCACGAGAAAGCAAACGCAAAAAACGCUCUUUAAGGCACGGCCGUUUACGCAGGCAAAACGCACCGAGACACAGCUGGCGAAGAGACACGCAUAAUGCAGGCGCAUGUUCGUCGAUCGUUUGAUCGGUUGCCACCAAUUGCAUCGCAUUUCAUAAUCCCACGGCUCCCCCAUGUGCUCCACCAGGCGUGGGGGGAGGGGGGGGGGGGUUAGGCCGCUCCCAAUACAUACCGAAGCGGUCGAAAAAGAAAAUGGUCCACACACACACACCCGCAUUUCGCUGCUCAGGUUUGAGGUG